This is a messenger RNA of Peronospora farinosa, 978 nucleotides long. The record is from the annotation of a GenBank genome assembly. Lineage: Eukaryota; Oomycota; Peronosporomycetes; Peronosporales; Peronosporaceae.
AUGCCAUUGACCCACCCGCCCUCGAUCGUUAUCCCGCAACUCCAGCACCACACCGUACUACCACCGCUUAGUAAUCAACUAAACCACCACUUUCCACUCUCGCACUCGCAACAAUACUCACCGCAACACGCCUUCCCUUCGUCGCAGUUGCUGUCGCCUUCAAUGUCUUCCGAUAUCAAUCUCACUUUGUCUGGUCCACUGCGACGCGGCAAAUGGACACGAGCUGAGGAGAACUACGCGGCAGCCACCAUUUCGUACUUUCGUGAUGGUCUCUUGGCCAUUCAGUACGGCACCACCCUCCGCGGGUACUUGGCUCAACAGCUCCAUUGUGACCCCAUGCGGAUCUCGAAAAAGCUGUUGCCUGGUUCGGUCUUUGCUGGGAUCAAGAUCAACCCCAAGAUCGGCCGACGAGCCUACUAUCCGUGCGCUCAGGACUCAUCAGCAGCUACACGGUCAAAAGAAAAUGCUGCUCGCCACCUUACCAAUCUUCGUCGAGCAUUUAUUCAAAGCAUUGAGGAGGAGGAACAGACCCUGGAAGGUGGAAGCAAUGGCGAACUCAAAGACAGCCCCAUCCACUCUAUCAAAACGCACACGCGGAGAUACAAUAGUUCGAAGCCAAUUCCGUCCAUCGGACGCAAACGUAGCUAUGACGACGUCAAUAGUGUCGUGCUUGCACAGCAACAUCAAGGACAUCCAGCGUCUGUAAAGCUCACGGACCCGCAAAUCUUCUAUCACUUCCAGCACCCAGCACAACCGACGCUCUACAGCUCGCAAUAUGCAACGGCCAAUGCUGCCGCUUCAGCAACCGUGACAAUACCGGCCACGAGCAAACUGCCUAAGCUAACAGUCAUGGACGACGUCUCUCGUCAUGCGGCUUACUCAACCCAGCAACGCAGUGUGUCGCCCGUGCCUAUAGCAUCAUCAACGGCAGUGCUGCCGCCUCUGCGCGUCUCGCUUGUUCGAGCCUCUAUGUGCUAA